Lottia gigantea (owl limpet) is the source of this 1179-nucleotide messenger RNA. RefSeq lists its product as hypothetical. The record is from RefSeq and is a predicted model, not a curated record. The coding region runs from base 103 to 678 and encodes 191 amino acids. The transcript is spliced from 5 exons. Lineage: Eukaryota; Metazoa; Mollusca; Gastropoda; Lottiidae.
GUUGAACUUCCGGUAGAAUUUUAAGAACAACAUUCACAACUUCAUUUUAAAGUUUGAUAUUUGAAUUUAGAUAUUUAUCAGUAUUUCACAAAAGAAUUAGAUAUGGCUUCAAGACUGGGUGGAUUUGAUGACAUUCACUGGACUCCACCAACUGAAGCUGAAUUAAAGAUUAUUGAAGCUAGAAGAGAAAGAUCAGAUAAGAUUAGUAAAUUAAUGGGAGAUUAUCUAUUAAAAGGAUAUAAAAUGUUGGGAAUCACUUGUAGAGAGUGUGAGACAAUAUUACUACAAGAUAGACAUGGAAAGAAUUAUUGUGUUGCUUGUCAAGAUUUAGAUUCUGAUACAGAUAAAGAUAAUCCUUUAAUAAAUGAGACAGCAGCAUUAUCUCAGAUUCGUGAACAGCAACUUAGACCUGUAGCUUGUAAUCCACCACAAAUAACUCAACCAGCUUAUCAAGCUAGCUUACCUAAACCACAGAAUCAACUAACAGUCCUUAGACAAAAUUCCAAUAUAGAUAUAGGAAUACUGAACGACUCUGUGUCUAUUUUACAAGAUAAAUUAAAGUGGGCUAGUGAAGAGUUAAAAAAGACAGUUUCAGUAGAAUAUAGUAUACAGUUAUGCCAAUUGAUCAAAUCAUCUGCUGAGGCUAUAAAAAGCUGUCAACAAGCACAAUCCUCAUGAAAUAUUGACUCAUUUUCUGGGAUAUAAAGCAUUUAUUAGGAAGUUAAAGGAACCAAGGAGAGCAAGUCAAAAUUUCACAUUUUCUGCUUCAUAUGGUACAAAAUAUCAAAUUGCCUAAUUUUGUUUGAUAUUUCUUUGCAUUUUUGCAAUUGUAAAAUAGUGCUAAGUAAUAUCUUGGACAAUAUGUAGGGCAGUUGACGGAAAUAUGGGUAAAAAUGACACCUUGAAGGUGUAAACCUAGACUAAGAGAUGCCUCAACAGUAGAAUAUGAAUUUAGAGUGGGUAAUUGAUGGGCACAGUUUUCGUGUUAUUUUUAAAGGCAUUGACAUUCAUCUUUGUAAUUCCUGCACAAGAGUAUGAUAUGCAUACUUCAUCUAGUUAUAUAUAUGCUCAACAUUUCCCAUUUCUGUUAUUUUAUUAUUGAUGUACUUGUAUAUUGUGUGUUUUAUUCCUCAUAUUUCCACCUUCUAUUUUGUUUCUAUAAAACAAUUGUUAUAUCAU